UUUGAAGUUCGCCGAGCAGUGAGUUUAUUUCUUUGGAUGUUUUCGGUUAGGUGUUCGGGGCAUAUAGCCGUAGGUGGGCGGUGGAACUGUGUCAGUGGGGCUUGGUGUUGUCGGAAAACCCGGAAUUUGAAUAUUUUCAUUAACUGACCAACUAAAUGUUAUUUGCCCGGAAACAGCCUUAGCUACACAUGGCUAGGCGAACAAGCUGGGUCAUCGUUGUCAACUCCAUUCUCAUCUGCAGUGGGACUGUUGAGAAAAAAAUGCGCCGUUAAGUUUCUGUUCAAAAUAAACAACAAAAUACGCUGCUGCAGUGAUCCCGAGAACGCUGCCUCAUACACACAAUGGACUGCAUCUUGAUAGGAAGCAACGUGAAAGUGUUGGCAAAAGCUGUCCAGUCGCUAUCCAGGCUCGGAGAGGAGCUGUACUUGGAGCCGCAGGAAAAUGGGCUGGCUCUCCGCACCGUUAACUCGUCGCGGUCGGCGUAUGCCUGCUUCCUCUUCUCUCCGCUCUUCUUCCAGAAAUACACCCCCCCCAAAAGCUCGACUCAGCGCUGCAAGAUGGUCAUCAAGUCUGUGCAGGCUGUGUUCAAGUCCCUCUCCUCCCUGGAGAAGACGGUGGAAAAGUGUCGUAUCGAGCUGGACAUCGAGAAGAGCCGCCUGACCUUCACCCUGCACUGCAAACAUGGGCUGCUGAAGACGCACAACCUCUCGUUCCAGGACAGCGAGAGCCUGCAGGCCGUGUUCGACAAAGAGGGCUGUGCCAACACGCUCACCGCCCAGCCCAAGCUACUGGUAGAUACAGUACUUCACUUCCCUCCAUCUCUGGAAGAAGUGCGAGUGUCCGUGAAUGACGAAAGAGUGUUGUUCAGGAAUCACGUCGAGGACGAAGCAGAACAGUCCAAAGCCAUGAUGACGGAGUUCUGCCUCAGCGCAGAAGAGUUUGACAGAUUCGUUGUCAACAUGCACACAUGCAUCACUUUCUGUCUCAAGGAGCUGAGGGGGCUGCUGGUGUUUGCAGAGUCCUCUGGUCUCCCUGUCUCCCUGUACUUCGAUGAGCCUGGCAGGCCUAUGGUGUUGAGCCUCACAGAUAGCGUUUUGGAGGUAAACUUUGUGCUGGCCACCCUGUCUGAGGAAGGUCAGCCUCGGAACCACAACAGCAAUAUGAGACGAGUUUCAGAGCCACCUAUUACGGACGACUUCAUGAACGACGACGUCGAUUACAUCAUUGCCAUGGAGGCCGGCGAGCUCGCCGGAGACUCCGAUUGGCCGGAGCCGCCUCGGCACGCUCUGACUCCACCUCGGCUCCAUGGAGCCGCCGGAGACCAGCAGGAGUCCAGCGGAGAGUGUGAGGACGAGGAUGGGCAGCAGGGAGCAGUGGAGACACCAGUGGAGGAAUCAGGCCGACCACCCAAUAAGAAGUUCCGCUCCCUCUUCUUUGGCUCGGUGCUGCCUACCCCCUCCCAGAUGUCCAACAGGACACUGCAGAGCCAGGAGGUCUUGGCCAGUGACAGCGAGGACGAGGACGGCUCCCCGUCCCCGUGACGUCACUUGCCCCACAGUGAUCGGGAGGUCUGUGGGCUGCCAGGCGGCACGGUCUGUGAACGUGGGAAAGCCGGCGCUGACUGAUGAGUUUUUGGAGGAAACGCUGAGGUGUGAAGGAGCAGCUCCUGCAGGUGGACGGGCCUUGAGGGUCACUGUGCCAAAGCACGUCCUGCUGAGACCUCAAAGGACGGAUUUCCAACAUAUGCACACUGAGCAGAAUUUACUUCUCUAUUGAGAAAAAAAAUGACACUUUCUACCACCAUGAUGUUGGUAUAAAGAUAUUAUAAAAAAUAAAUAAGGGAAAUAUCUGAAAUUUUGUACAUUUUCUAAUGGAUUCUAGGCAUUAGGACAAAUGCAAGAUUAAAGUACUGUUUUCUAGA
Molecule: messenger RNA, 1921 nt
Organism: Paramormyrops kingsleyae
Lineage: Eukaryota; Metazoa; Chordata; Actinopteri; Osteoglossiformes; Mormyridae
Gene: rad9a
Product: RAD9 checkpoint clamp component A
Biological process (GO): DNA replication checkpoint signaling; cellular response to ionizing radiation; DNA repair
Cellular component (GO): checkpoint clamp complex
Source: RefSeq, a predicted model, not a curated record